UUAAAUUUCUCUCUCUUUCUAGAAUGCACAUGAUUGGGGUUUGCACUGCUUCCCUGGGCUCACUUGGGCUUAUGCGUUUUUUUGAUGUGCCCUGGUCAUGGAGUCUGGCAGCCACACUGGGCAUUUACAUUGGCAGUGGAGGAUGGAGGUUUCUCCGUAUCAUCUUAAAGACGGCUCUGAGGGAUCUCUUUGGCCUCUCAGUGCUGCUACGAGUCAAGUAUGAGUUGCGAAAGCAUCAGCGAACCAAAAACACUAUUCCAAAGAUCUUCCAGGAUGUCGUCCGCAGGCACCCUGACAAAGUGGCUCUGAUCUAUGAGGCCAAUGAUGAGAAAUGGACAUUCCGGCAGCUGGAUGAGUAUUCCAAUGCCGUAGCUAACUUCUUCUACCAGCAGGGGUUCCGUCUGGGUGAUGUCAUUGCCAUCUUCAUGGAGAGCCGUCCCGAGUUCGUGGGCCUCUGGCUUGGGAUGGCAAAAGUUGGUAUUGAGGCAGCUCUCAUUAACUUCAAUUUGCGUCUGGAUUCUUUGGUUUACUGUGUGACAACCUCAGGAGCAAAGGCUGUGAUCUUUGGAGGAGAGCUGGCUGCAGCAAUAUCUGAAGUGAAUGGGAUGCUGGGCAAGAACAUGGUGAAGUUCUGCUCUGGAGAUUUUAACCCAGACUCUAUCCCUGUGGAGACUAAAUACCUUGAUCCUCUUCUGAGUACUGCAUCAAAAUCUCCUCCAGAUCAGAUUACAGCCAAAGGUUUAGAUGAUCGGCUCUUCUAUAUCUACACAUCUGGCACAACAGGAAUGCCAAAGGCUGCCAUUGUGGUGCACAGCAGGUACUACCGCAUAGCUGCCUUUGGGUACUAUGCCUACAGAAUGUGCCCUGAGGAUAUCCUCUACAACUGCCUGCCACUCUAUCACUCGGCAGGUAACAUCAUGGGAGUCGGCCAGUGUCUAAUCCAUGGCCUCACUGUGGUGAUCAGGAAGAAGUUCUCAGCCAGUCGCUUUUGGGAUGAUUGUACAAAAUACAAAUGCACAAUUAUUCAGUAUAUUGGGGAGAUCUGUAGGUAUCUUCUGAACCAGCCAGUACGGGAGGCAGAAGCACAACAUCACGUGCGACUUGCAGUGGGAAAUGGGUUGAGACCCACAAUAUGGGAAGACUUUACAAGGCGCUUCCGAAUUAAACAGAUUGGGGAGUUCUAUGGAGCCACAGAAUGUAAUUGCAGCAUUGCUAACUUGGAUGGAAAGGUUGGAGCCUGUGGUUUUAACAGCCGGAUUUUGCCCAAUGUUUAUCCCAUUCGCUUGGUGAAGGUAAAUGAAGACACCAUGGAGCUGAUCCGCGACUCCAGCGGGCUCUGCAUCCCCUGCUGCCCAGGGGAGCCAGGCCUUCUUGUGGGUAGAAUAAACCAGCAGGACCCCUUGCGCAGGUUUGAUGGCUAUGUCAAUGAGAGUGCCACCAAUAAGAAGAUUGCAUGCAAUGUGUUCCAAAAAGGAGACCAGGCAUACCUUUCAGGAGACGUGUUAGUGAUGGAUGAACUUGGUUACAUGUACUUCAAAGACCGUAGUGGGGACACAUUUCGGUGGCGAGGGGAAAAUGUCGCCACCACAGAAGUAGAGGGAAUCCUGAGUCACAUCCUCAGUCAAACGGAUGUUGCAGUGUAUGGAGUAGAGGUACCAGGGAUUGAAGGGAAAGCUGGAAUGGCAGCAAUAGCAGAUCCAAAAGUGAAAUUCAGUCCUAAUGCUUUGUAUCAGGAGCUACAGAAGGUGCUGCCUCCCUAUGCACGGCCAGUCUUUCUUCGGCUCCUGCCUCAAGUUGACACCACAGGCACAUUCAAAAUCCAGAAAACCCGUUUACAGAGAGAAGGAUUUGACCCUCAUCAAACAUCAGACCGGUUAUAUUUUCUCGAUCUAAAGUUGGGAAAAUAUGUUCCAUUGGAUGAAUGCCUCUUUGAGAGGAUCCGUGCCAGAAAGGUUGCUCUGUGAUCUGGUCUGGGGAUGUGUGUCUUGCAGGAAACGCUGCUGACUAGCUUAAGAAGGGACCCUGCCUGUGAGAGUGAGGGAUUCCUGCUAGAUAAAUAGUGCAAGGUCCUCGUGCAAUGCAUCGACAACCGUGACAAAUUCACUGGGGUGUAGGACGUUGUCCUCACGUGUGUUAAGCACAUUAAUUUGUUCCCUAUUCCUGUCCUGGGCAUAGACAUGCCAUUUCUCUACUGUUCUGUGUCUAGAGAUUUUUUUUUCUCUUUGUAACCACUACAAACUGAGGGACUCUGUGCAACAUGGGAGGUGUUUAUGGUCUGAAUUAUUUAUUGUAAUUGAACAGAAAUGCUAUGCCCUGAGCAGGUUUCCUUCUGCUUUCUCUUUCAACUUUGUUGCUAUCUAUAGACCUUAGUUAGUAGCAUGUUUGCUUCAGGUAGAGCAUUUGAUUUUCCCACCUCACAUUUCUUUUUCUUAACUUCACAUCUAAGAUUCGCUGUAGUGGGAAGUCUUGCUCUGAAGUGUCUAUCAUUCAUUUACCUAAGGUAUUCUGUUUGUGCAGUGGGGCCUAGCACAGUGGGGGCCUGGUCCAUGACUGGGGCUCUAGGCAUUAUAAUAAUAAAUAAUAAUAGGACUGGGAAUUAAUCAGAUUGUUGACCAGUGGAGUGCAGUCUCUGUGAAUCUUCACAAACUGUGGUCUGCAGAAUAAACAGGUUGUUAAUUCACUGAAGGAAGUCAAUUGGGUGUAAAUGGCUAAAAAGCAUAAUUAGGGGCACAGAGCCACUGCCUAGGGACAUUGUUCACUGACAUAAUGUAUUUAAACUUGUUACUGGCCUACGUGACAAUGAGACAAAUAGCUGCACUUGACAGAGGAGUCACAUGGGAAUGUUAUACCUUUUCAUGCUAAUGUGAGGUUUUAGGAAAUGUUAAUUUUAAUGCUGCUGUGUAUUUUCUUUAAUUUUAUUUUUAUAUUUACUGGUGGUUUUCAUCUUUAAAUUGUGCUGCCGUCUGCUGGAAAUUAGUGGCAAUUGUUGAACACCAAGGAAGGCCACCUAUGACAAGACAAAUCGGAACAUAAUAAUUUUAAUGUCUACUCCAACCUCCAUUAGAAUUUUAUCUUCUGUUUUAAUGUGGGCAAAUCCAUUAACAGACACUUCCGGAUGUACUUGUUUUCCUGGUGCUUUUGCCGCAAUUAGAACUAAAUGUAACUCUUAAAAUUGGAGAAUUAAAGGGUUUGACCUUCACAGAUGUGUGUGCAUGCUGUGCUUCCACCUGUCCUAACAAUGGAUUAUUUUCUCAUUUUAAUUGUGUAGUCUUGAGCAGCUGGUCAUUCCCUUGUUUUGGAGGCAUUUGAAUUUACCAUAUCUGGUAAUGGCAGCUACUGCUGGUGUAUCCAGCCAUGUGAUUGAUGCCUUAAGGAACUUUCAGUGGACUAGUACUUUUUAUGCAGUUUAUACUGGAAGGACCAUAUUCUGUUGCAUCCUGUGCAGCAGUUCCAAUUACAGCACUUCGAUGACACUACAUGGAGCAUAAGAAAAAAAUUCAUUCUGCUCUUUCUCUGGUGGAGUUAAUGCUUCGUCUAAAAUAUUUUUAUAAAGUUUUGCGGAUGCUUUUGAAACACGUUUUAAUAUUUAAUGCACUGAAGAAACUGGACCUUAUCAAUGGUUUAAAUACUGAUUUUUUUUUUCAAUCUGGAAUGUGCCUUUUAUUAGGACAGACAUUGAAGAAAGUCAUUCAUGGUAAGAAUGAACCUAGUUAACUGGAACUGUAAUAUACUCAAAAACAAAAUGAGGGAGUCUGCAGCUUGGGAACUGAACUCACCAGCCACUGGCUAUCACUUUAAAUAUACUAAAGUUUCUUGUAGUUUAAAGGAUGUCAUGUAUUGACUAAUUAAACUUUUAAAACAAAAUUGGUUUCAAACUGAUCACUAUAUUGUCUAUUAUUUGUUUUUACCAAACUCAGAAAUAAAAACAAACACACUGAUUCUAA
Messenger RNA from Gopherus flavomarginatus (Mexican gopher tortoise), 3944 nucleotides. It is a transcript of the gene SLC27A1, whose product is annotated as solute carrier family 27 member 1. The transcript is spliced from 12 exons. Lineage: Eukaryota; Metazoa; Chordata; Testudines; Testudinidae. Gene Ontology annotation, cellular component: mitochondrial inner membrane; plasma membrane. Gene Ontology annotation, biological process: phosphatidic acid biosynthetic process; phosphatidylserine biosynthetic process; medium-chain fatty acid transport. Gene Ontology annotation, molecular function: fatty acid transmembrane transporter activity; long-chain fatty acid-CoA ligase activity; long-chain fatty acid transmembrane transporter activity. The coding region runs from base 24 to 1964 and encodes 646 amino acids. The record is from RefSeq and is a predicted model, not a curated record.